CCCUCUUUGUCUAGGGUUUUUGCUUAACACUUAAGGAGGCUGGGUCCGUGUGCACCUGGGUGUACCAUGUCGGAGACCGUGAUGCUUAGGGAUGUUGAUGGUUCGAAAACGGACGGGCGAGAUCAGGCCAAGAAGGCCCCCAAGCGAAAGAGAGAAACAUCAGCGUUAAUCUCUGUGACUUCCGACCAAAAAGAGUCUCAGAUCAAGGCCUUGAACGAGGAAGUCCAGGGUCUUUUUCGGUUCUACCGAGAAAUGUUGGAUGAAAAACCAGUUUUAGAAUCAGUUUCUUCGACUUCGAGGAUAUUGGCGUUGAUGGAGGAGAAGAGUCUGCCAUUUGAGAAGCUGGUGGAAGAGAUACACGGGAAGGUGAAGGAGAAGGAGGAGAUGGAGAACGUGACGAUGGCGAUGGUUAGGAGUGCGGUUCUCUCAUCGGGACGGAGAGUCAUGUACGGAGUUCCCAAUGCGGAUGCAGAUAUUUUGAAUGACGAUACUGAAUCUUGCCUCUGGUGCUGGGAGACAACUGACUUAAAGUUGCUGCCAAACUCUGCACGAGGAGUACUGAAAAUUCGGCGUGCCUGCCGCAAGAAGAUCCGUGAGAGGAUUGUUGCUGUCUCUG
Messenger RNA from Carica papaya (papaya), 616 nucleotides. The record is from RefSeq and is a predicted model, not a curated record. Lineage: Eukaryota; Viridiplantae; Streptophyta; Magnoliopsida; Brassicales; Caricaceae.